GGAGCUCGAGCCCCUCAGUUAGUCGAUGGUCAGUCGCAGAAGCGAAGCGACGUGUUACUUAAAAGACAAGCUAUUUCGAAGCUCCGGUUACCGAUCGGGAAUCCAAAAAUGCUGAAAACUUCAAUGGACCAGAAGCGUCGCGUUUGCGUAAUAGGAGCUGGAACAGCGGGUCUAUGCGCUUUGAAGAAUUCCUUGGAAGCGGGCCUAGAUGCAGUGGCCUAUGAGCGUGGAACCGAAAUCGGGGGAACCUGGAUUUUCUCCGAGGAGAUGCCCAAGGACGAGUACGACGAGGUGCAGAGCAGUAUGUACGAGGGAUUACGCACCAAUCUGCCCAAGGAGGUCAUGGGCUAUCCGGACUACUCGUACCCCGAGGACAUCGACGAAUCCUUUAUCACCUCCAAUCAGGUGCUGGAAUUUCUGCGAUCUUAUGCGGAACACUUUAAGCUGAAACCCCACAUCAAGCUCCAGCAUGAAGUGAUAAGAGUGCGUCCUCGCUUGGACGACUGGGAGGUCUAUGUAUGGGACCACAGCACGGAUACCUGCGACCCAGUCUACUACGACUUUGUGUAUGUCUGUAAUGGGCACUACACGGAACCGGACAUACCGGAGGUGGAGGGAUUGGAUCUGUUCGAGGGCAAGAAGAUGCACAGCCACCUGUACCGCAAGGCAGAUAAGUUCAAGGACGAGAGUGUUUUGAUCGUUGGCGCUGGUCCCAGCGGAAUGGAUAUUACGAACCAUGUUCGCGUCGCCGCCAAGCAGGUUCUCCUGAGCCACCACCUGCCCAAUCCCCCCAACACAGCUUUCAUGGGCAAUGUCACACAGAAGCCGGACGUGCAGCGCUUCACCCGCGAUGGCGCCAUAUUCACGGACGGCAGUACGGAGAGCUUCGACCACGUGAUGUUCUGCACCGGCUACAAGUACACAUUCCCCUGUCUAAGCACCGAUGUGGGAAUCCAGGUGAUAGACAACUUUGUCCAACCUCUUUGGAAGCACUGCAUCAACAUCAACCACCCGACUAUGGCCUUUGUGGGGCUGCCAUUCAACGUGAUACCCACCCACAUCUUUGACAUGCAGGUGCGCUUCACGCUGAAGUUCUUCACGGGCCAGCGGGAGUUCCCCUCACGGAAGGAGAUGAUCGCUGAGUUGGAACAGGAGAUCGGCGAGCGAUGGGGCUGCGGUGUGCACAACCACAAGAAGGCACAUCAGAUGGGCGAACGACAGUUUGUUUACUACAAUGAACUGGCAAGGCUCGCUGGCAUCGAAAACAUCAAGCCGGUAAUUCACAAACUGAUGAAGGACUGUGGCAAGAAGUACAUUUUCGAGUUGGAUACAUACAGAAGUAACCGCUAUACGAUCGUGGACGAUGACAACUUCUUGAAAAACGGAAAAGCUAUCGUAUGACCAGUUUCUUCCCCUACUUACCAUAUGUUAGUCGAUAAGGAAUUUAGGUCAUUCAAAAAGGGCUUCAACAACUCAAUAAACCCUUAACACAUUUUAAACAUAUAUUUUUAUCAACUAAAAACGUAGUUCUAAAGCUAAGAACAGUUAUGCUUCACUGAGAAUAAUGAAAUACAUUAAACUAAAAUACUCA
This is a messenger RNA of Drosophila rhopaloa, 1591 nucleotides long. RefSeq names its product flavin-containing monooxygenase 5 (gene Fmo-2). Bases 109 to 1401 code for a protein of 430 amino acids. The transcript is spliced from 6 exons. NCBI's taxonomy places the organism in Eukaryota, Metazoa, Arthropoda, Insecta, Diptera, Drosophilidae. Gene Ontology annotation, molecular function: N,N-dimethylaniline monooxygenase activity; NADP binding; flavin adenine dinucleotide binding. The record is from RefSeq and is a predicted model, not a curated record.